AUGCCGCCAGUUUACGACGUAGAAUACGAUAUGAACAAAGACGGUACCGUGACUCCUUACCUCGUCGAGUCGAUUCCUCCUCCCGAGGUUCCAGCCCUGUCCUCUACCACGAGUCCGGCCCCAUUGACGUCGACUACUGGUCUCUACUUGACCUCCUCGAGCAACAAGCCAUACAUUGCAACCCCGCCUCGAAGGGUUAUUCCCGACUCCUCCGCCGGCCCUCCUCUCCAUGGCAACUUAGAACGCCAUAAGAUAACCAAGGACCAUAUUGCCAGGGAGAAUGGGACCUAUGUUCCGCUAAAGACAAAAGAUGGCGAGCUGGAGUGGUACUGUGAGGUGUGCGACCGGGGCUGGACGGACGAGUGGUCUCUGCGCUUGCACGAACGGAGGUCGUACGACUCCUCCCCUCGCUCUCUGGGCCCCCCCUCCGCCACCACCACCACCACUCGUAUCGCUGCCGCUGCCGUCGCCGCCAAGCCCAAGGCCGCCCGUAAGGGCAAGGCCAACGACACUAUCGCGCGGCAUCUGAAGACAGUCGCCAAGUUUCUCAACUGCUUCCCCGAAGGCUACGAACGCGAAGAUGUCUCCGGUGAGCGCCUAUUGUGCAGCCUCCGGGCUCUCAGCCGCAGCGUAGAACUGCAAUUCGGCGGUACAAUAGCUCCUACUAUCGAGGAACUCCAUACUUUCGCCCAGAGUGCCGUGAUGGAUGAUAAGGAGAAGCACAUAACCAUGGGUAAUGGGGUCAGGUCAUUGGAGAGGGACUACAGCGUCGACCAGCUGGCGAGCAUACAACUAUGGUGCGGCGUCCAUGAGCGAGACCUUGUGUUUGGUUGCCUGAUGAGUACCGGACUACUCAACCUCUACAACAACGACAACACCACGGCCGCCACGAGUGUUGUGUGGCUCUACAGUUCGAAUGACGGACGACUAUACCGACCACUUCGAGGCUCUCCGCAGACCGACCGUCUCAGGCUCGCAAAAUGGCAAAACCUCACGCUGCAUUAUGAGAUACGGCGCCUCUUCAGUGGACACCUUUGA
This is a messenger RNA of Neurospora tetraspora, 1038 nucleotides long. RefSeq lists its product as uncharacterized. The record is from RefSeq and is a predicted model, not a curated record. Bases 1 to 1038 code for a protein of 345 amino acids. Lineage: Eukaryota; Fungi; Ascomycota; Sordariomycetes; Sordariales; Sordariaceae. The transcript has 3 exons.